AUGAGCACAUCAACAGCCACAGCAACAACAACGAUGUUGAACGACUCUGAUAUAGAUGAGUUGGAACGAAGAGUCGAAGCAAUGGAGUUGGCACUGUUGUCUUAUCAACCAUUGGCACAGGACCCUGUGUUGCGUGCACCAUUGCCAGGUCAACUCACACUACAGCAACAACAACAGUUGAUGCAACAUCAGCAACAAUCAAGCCCACUACUCACACGCAAGAAGCAAGCGGCACUCAACGCUGCACAUCCCCAAGAGACCCUAGUCGAUCAACUCGAUCGCUUCCGCUCCACACUCAAUCUCAUCAAGACAGACAACGAAGCAAUCUCACAGUUUAUGUCCUUCUACAAAGAGAAUGAGACAUUGUUCAACUCGAUAGUGGAGAGCGAUGAAUUGUUGGAACCAGUGGAGAAGCUAGCGAUCAUAUUGUCAUCAGAAGAUGAGUUGAUACAAACAGCUCGAUCACUACAGUUGGUGAGUGAGUUGGAGAAGUUCAUCAAUCAACCAUCGACUACAGGUGACAUUCCAGCCAACAUCAACAAGUUGCAACCAAUCGAGUUGCAACACCACGAACAACAAGCCAUUGCCAUUGCAUUGAAUAAGAAGCUGGAAGAGAGGAUACAAUCAUAUAAUGAAAUUGUCCAAUCACUGUCUAUGAAGUUCGCACUGUGGAACAGUAUCUUGUCACCAAAGUAA
Messenger RNA from Acytostelium subglobosum LB1, 696 nucleotides. RefSeq lists its product as hypothetical. Gene Ontology annotation, cellular component: dynactin complex. Bases 1 to 696 code for a protein of 231 amino acids. The transcript has 3 exons. Gene Ontology annotation, biological process: cytoskeleton-dependent cytokinesis. The record is from RefSeq and is a predicted model, not a curated record. Lineage: Eukaryota; Evosea; Eumycetozoa; Acytosteliales; Acytosteliaceae.